Messenger RNA from Lytechinus pictus (painted urchin), 7038 nucleotides. RefSeq names its product E3 ubiquitin-protein ligase LRSAM1-like. Gene Ontology annotation, molecular function: protein binding. Bases 322 to 2613 code for a protein of 763 amino acids. The transcript is spliced from 21 exons. Lineage: Eukaryota; Metazoa; Echinodermata; Echinoidea; Temnopleuroida; Toxopneustidae. The record is from RefSeq and is a predicted model, not a curated record.
AUUCAUGAUUCGCCCAUCAAUCAUGCGUCACCAUCGUUACCUCAAUUCAUCUCCCAGAAUUUAUCGUUUACGUAAUAUCGGCGAGAUGAAAUCGGCUCGGAAAAUAGAGAUGACAUCAUCGCAUCGAACGUAAAAAUCAUGGGUCCCCCACUAAUCCCUGAUCCCACCCUUGUAAUUCCAGACCAGCUUUGAUCAUUAAACUUGUUGACAUCAAGUCGCUUAGGAUAAUCUAAGAAACCCCGCAAGACUUACAGGGAGGAGGAGGAGGAGGCUGAGGAAGAAUCACCAAGGAGGAGUGAGACCCACUCCACACCAACCAAGAUGCCUUUCUUCAAGAAAAAGCCUACAGAACCAAAACAAAACAAAGAUGUUUGGGAGGUGGAGGUGAUGAUGCACAAACAGAGUGAUGAAGCUAGAAAGCGAAUGGAGCACUGCCAGUUCUUGGCUCAAGCUUCCCCGGAACCUGACUAUGAUUUAUCAAAAUGUGAACUUACAGAGGUGCCAGCAGGGACAUUUUCUCAGUGCAAGGUUUUUAGAAAAGAGGUUUUGAUCAUGAGUGAUAAUCUACUUUCAUCAUUGAAUGGCGGAGGCAACAUCAAAGAUCUAUCAUUACUCAGGGUUCUUGAUUUGAGGAACAAUCGAUUCCCUCAGUUUCCCGAUGGACUAACUGAGCUAGGACAACUACAAGUCCUGGAUGUCACUGAUAAUAAACUCAAACAGCUACCAAAGAAUAUUGGCAAGCUACAGGCGCUACAGACACUCAACGCAAGAGGUAAUUCUUUGAAGGAGCUUCCGGAGAGCUUGUGCCAGAUGAAAUCAUUAAGAACCCUAGAUAUUUCACAUAAUCAAGUUAGAUCAUUACCAAGGAAAUUCUGCAAUAUCAAGACACUAGAGAGCUUAACACUGGAUGUAGUUCACAUGACCUACCCGUCACCUGAUAUAUGUCAAGAUGGAACAGAAAAUAUUAUGAAAUAUAUGUGUGCAGAAAAUGGUAUUGAGUACUCCCCACCGUCUAAACACCUCUUACCGGUGUUGAACACAUACUCAAGUGCAUCAGAAACAUCAGUUUCCGCUCUACAAGCCUUGCAGCGUGAAGAGGAUCAACUGAACAGCUCUGUUCUUAAAUACGAGACCAAGAAAAACCAGAAGCAGAAUGACUUUGCCAGGUUGGAACAGGAACUAGCCCAGUUGGAGGCCCAGCAGGCCCAAAUUGCUGAGUCCUCAAACAGGAACAGGGCUCUCUUACUACAAUCAUUAGCAAGGGAACAAGCAGAGAGUGACUCGAACAUCAGGAAUAUACAGGAGAAGUCAGAAUGUGAAAGAAGACAGAUGAUAUCAUCAUUACAGGAAGUUGAACACAGAUCAGCAGACCUCAUCCAACAACUGUUGGAAAUGAAUGAAAAGGCCAAAAAGAAAGAAGCAUUCCUAGAUGAGAUGGAGAGGAAAAUGAUGGAAGAUGAGGAGAUGUUCAAGAUUCAGGAGGAGGAGAGGAAGUUAGUCAGAGAACAUGAUGUACUCAUAUCGAUGGAAGGAAUCCUAAGGGAAAGACAUGCCCUAGAAUCAAAGAGAUUGAAAUAUGAAGAGCAUAGGGACAGCGUUACCAAACAAGCAAUGGAAUUGGAUGAAUUAGAAAUGAACAAGCUAGGAGACCAACUCAGCUCCAUCAAGCAUAACCGAGACGAGAUCUUCAAAGAACUUAUGCAAGAAGAAGAAUUUCAACGGCAAGCCUUUCAGACUCUCCUUAUCAACAAAGAUACCAGGCAUAAGAGACUUUCAGAAACGAUCUACAUGAUCCAGCAGCAGCUUGCCGAAGUCACAAUGGCCGAGAUCGAGAAGCGUAACAUGAAGGCCGAUUCAGCCUCGUUGGCCUUGGAGCAGAAACGAGAAGACCUUGCGGCCUUGCUCAAACAGCUCAUGAUGCAGAGGGAGGAGAGAGAGGAAGCCCUCAAACAAAGAAUGCUGGAGAUGGAGGAGCUGAGAGAAAGGACAGAACAGGAUUACUGGUUGGUGCAAUAUCAGAGGCUUUUGGAUAAGAAACCACAAUCACUCAUCGAUCAGGAACACAAACUUGAACUUGCUGUGGUUGAUAUCUUACAAGAGGCUGGUGCAGAAGACUACAUCCCUAAAUUUGCCAGGCAUCGUGUUUCCAUAGAAACCAUGAUGCAGAUGGGUAUGGAAGAGCUGAGAGAGAUUGGAGUCCACGAGGUCGGUCUCCGCAAGGCCAUCUUGACUGCCGUCCAAGGCUACGUCCAAGCCCAGACCAGAGCGAUGGAGAAAGCAGCCGCCAUCGAGAGACCGACAGAACCCUCCGCCCCACCCAUGGAGGACGGUAGCAGUAAGGGUAAGAAGGGCAAGGAGGAGGAGGAGAUGGGUGCUGCUGCAUCAUCGAGACCGGUAGAGGCGAUGGAAGCACCGGAAGGGUACACCCCUGAUGUCACCGUUAGGGUCACAACAGAGUGUGUUAUCUGCAUGGAGAAAGACUCUGAUAUGCUGUUUUUGAUGUGUGGUCAUAUUUGCUGCUGUGUCAAAUGCUCCCAACCACUGUUCAAGUGCCCCCUGUGUCGUGGAGACAUCACCUCGAAGAUCAUCGUAGGAAACUCGCCAGUUGGAUGAAAUUGGUUGGAUUCUGGUUAUAGCAAAUCAUAUUUAUAUAUUUUUCAUCUCUGUUUUGAAAAUAUUGUCAAGUCAUUUUUAUGUAUAUGAAUUCAUAUUUCAUAUUUAUGUGACUUUGAACAAAUUGUCAUAUCAAAAUGCGAGUCAUCAGAUUGCUCAUAUACAUUGUAUUAUGACUUGUUUUUUUUAUAUUCUAUAAAUUAUGUCUACAUGCAUUUUAUAUACAACUGUGUACGUAAUUUGUUUUUACUCGACAAAUUGAAAGUCAUCAUUACUUUGAGUUAUGCCAGACAUAUGGAAGCCUUCACUAGUCAGUACAAGUCUCAUCUCUAUGUUAAAAAUACUUAUUAAUCUACACAAAUCAUACGUUUCAUGUAUGAAUAUUUUUUUUUAUUACAAUUUAAUUGAAUUUCAGUGGUAUACAUCUACUGGACAUGCAUUUUUUUAUAUAGCAAUAGUGAUGCAUGUAUAUAUUUACAUAUUUGCACACACAAUAUAAACAGUGCAGAGGAUCGAUAUUUGUAUUAUACUACGUAACAUUUUCAUGACUUGGGGUUUCCUCUCAGCCGUAUUUCUUUCCUUUGUCAGCUUUACGUGCAUAUCCCCCUCAAAAGGAGAGAAUUUAUGAUAUUUCUAUAUUUCAUAUUUUACUUCUUCACUUGGCCUUUUUGCUAUCUCUAUGUACGAUGAAUGUGGAGUAACAGAGUGCAUUACACCAGUAGGCUUAUUUGGAGGUGCUAUUUGGGGACAUCGUGGUUUCGUGGUUACAACUCUUGUCUUUCAAUCAGAGGGACGUGGGUUCAAAUCCCAGCCAUGGCGUAUUUUCCUUUAGCAAGAAAUUUUCCCACAUUGUGCUGCCUACCCAUGUGAGGUGAAUGGGUACCAAGCAGGAUUAAUUCCUUGAAGGCACUUAGAGCUGGAAGGCAACUCGAGCUACAGGUGGGGUAAUGAUAAUAACAAUACACCUUACUAGAUAGUGCUAGAUAAAUACCUUUUAUUAUUAUUAUUGUUAUUAGUUUUAAAACAGAAAGCCUGUUUUCAGUUCCUGGUACAUACAUUAUGUUUCAUACUAAAGUGUAUUUUUUUUCACUUAAAUGAUAUCUCAUACAGAAUGUAAGAUUGUAUGUAUGUUCUGAUUUUUAAAAGUUGCUUUUAUUGUUUCAUGGCAGAAAAUACAAUUAGCAAAGAAUUAAAAAAAAAAUCUAACUCAAAUUGACUGGCGUUCAGAUGGGGGGGGGGGGGAUGGGGCUUGACAAAAACAAUAAAGGAGAAAAGGAAUGAAGAGGAACUGAAAAGGGGUGAAAAAAGAUAUUAUUUUGUGAGUAUUAUGAUUACCCGGUAUGUUGCAGGGGUCAAAUGUGAGAGUUCAAUAUUCAAGGGCAUGUUGAUGAGGAUUUAUAAAAUACAGUACAUGUACAUAUUUCUGUAAAUUUUGACUUGUAGUUAUAGUCAUGUAUAAUUGUUAGUUUUACUUUUAAUCACAAUUCCCUGUUUUUCUUUUCCUUUUAUUUUCAAAGCUUUGCUUGGCUAGUCUAUUAUUUAAAAGAUGAAAAAAGUGGCUGUAUUUGUUUUUUUUUUCAAGUAUGGAGAGGCAAAAACUGUCGGCAAUUUUGAAGGAAAAAAUAUUGAUUGAUAUGCUUAGAUCUCUCCUUAACAUUGGAAAAGCAUUCAAAUGUUUUAUUCCAUCCCAAUAAAAAUCAAUUAUAGUAUAGAAUACAGUAAUAACAAAUACAAUAUACAGUAAUAAGGCAAGAAAAUGUAAGAUAAAACAAAAGCAUAAGCUGAUACAAAUGACAAUAAAAAGAUGCAAUGUUGGAAUUGGGUGGUCAUAAAAACCUUUCAAGGUUGUCAAGAAAACCACUCUUAUUUAAAUGAAAUAAGUCACAUUAGAAUUACAAAUGUAGUAAAAAUACUAAUUUGAAAUAAAAUUCAAUAAUUGAAAACAUUUGAUAUUACAUGUUAUACGAUAAAUAUGUAAGUUAAAACACGUUUAACCGGACAAACCCAUCACGUAAAACAUACAAGGCAGUAAAAAUCAUUGCUUUCACACACUUGAUUAAAUAUAAUUUCCUGCUAAAAGCAUUCGUUGAACUGAUUGAUCUUAUUUCUAUUGGCAGAUGAAAAUAGAUAGAUGGAUAGAUAGAUAGAUAAAUGGUAUUUAUUAAAAUUCUCCACAUAUUGCAGUUAACAAACUGAAUCGCAUGUGAAUUACACACAGCUAAAUAUACAAGUAUACAUUUCAUUGAAUACAUUUUACAAUACGAUGUUCAAGUGUGUAAGUAAAUAAAAUACAGUAUACUGUAUACCAUUGAUCUUAUGAUACAAUUAAAACUAUUAACAUUACAUUCAUGCAUAACUGUAUUGUCAGGAUCAAGAAAGAUUUUUGGAAAGGGCAAGGAAAGAGUACAGGGUUAGAGAAUUUAGGUAGAAAAAAAAAGAAGAAAAACCAUUAGGAAGGGUAAGAUUGAUCAUGACAAGAACAUGUAACAAAUACAUAAAAAAAGAAAGGGCAAGUUAUGGCAAUGAACAUGACAAAUAAUCCUAACAGUAAUAUACAAUACAAAAAGCCUAAUCAUUCAAGGGUUUUUGUUGUACAAACGGAUCAAAUCAGGGAUUGGGCUGUUCCACAUAUGCUUAGUUUUACAUCUGGGUUCGUGUAUCUUUCUUGUCUUUCAUAGGUUAUUUGCAAUCGUUGGGGAAUGAACUGUUCAAACUGAACUGUAAAUAAUAAAGUCUUUUUAAAGAAGGCGACACUAAGAUCAUUUCGACGUUUUUCUAAUUGUUGUAAUUUUGACAGAGUAAGAGCAGUAGUGUAACAAUCAUAAUCAUUUCUAAAGAUAAUUCUUAAGGCGCGUUUUUGAAUUCUUUCUAAGCGUUGUAUUUGGGUAAUUGUGAGACCUACAUACAUGCAUGUGAAACAUUUACAUAUAUAUUGUAAUUCAAAAUAUAUUUGCAGGUUGUAGUACAUGUUGAUAAGUAUGCGGAAUCUAAUUCCUGUAAUUUGUAUAUCCCUUUUUUAUUUUCUCUAUUUUAUUACCUAUAGGAUGGUACAGUCUAGUUAGAAUAUGAUGUUUUGUUAAAUUGAUUUAUCUAUUUAUUUAUAGUUUGAUAUAAGAGGAAGAAUUAUGAAUAAAUAGAUAAAUUGUAUAGAAAAGUGAUAGUAAGAUAAUGUUGCAUAAAGUCAUUUAAGCUGUAACUUAAUGUUAUUUGAGUGUGAUGCUAAAAGUACAUGUACAUAGGAAAGAGAUAUAUAUAUAUUACAAUUAUUAUGUCUAUUUCUUUUUCUGACGGCAAAUAGUAUAUAUGUGGUAAAAUCAUUUGAAAUUUGUCUGACCAAUACUUAAAACUUGUGAUAUUUAAAUCACUAUCUGUGUGACAUGUUUGACAUAUAUAUGUUUCAAUGUUGAUUGAAUAUUCCUUGAAUAUCCUUAUUUAUCAUUCAAAAGGUGAGAGAAUAGUAAAGAUUAAAGAGUGGAGGAAUGGGAAUGUGAGAGAGAGAGAGAGAAGGUAGGAUAAGGGUAGCAGGGGGUGAAACUCGUUUUAAGUAAUUAUUUUCUUUUUUCAAAUGGCAUAAUGGAGACAGAUUAUUGUAUCUGAACAUGCAAUACAUGUACAUGUGUCAUAUAUUUCUUGUAGCUUUCAGCAUUGAGGAUAUAAUUCCUUCUGUGUAAAAACAAAUUCUGUGUUUUAAUUUUUGCAUGGUUUCAUCAAAUUUGUUAAUUGCCAGUCAUUGUUGCCUUUUGAUUGCUAGUCAAUAUUGCAAAUCCAUUUUAUGGUUUGUAAUGGGCUGGUAAUUGAACAGUGCAUGUUUGAUCUACAGAAUUCAAUCAUGCAGUAAUCUUCAUUACUGCUGUAUUUUUUAAAUCUUGGAAAUUUUGAAACUAUGAAUUAUUCAUUAAUGUACUUUUGAUGUAAUGUGUACAUAGUUUUCUUCAAAAUUUCUUCGGAUCAAUCUCUUUCCAAAGGUCACACAUUGAAUUUGAACUAGACAUCUUUUUAUGAUAUAUUUUUCCCCAGAAGGGUCAAAGAGAAGUGUCAAAUUUGAAAUAAUCUCUUUGGCCAAAUACUAUUGAUUUUGUUUAUCAACAAACCCCCCAAGCAUUUUGGGGUUAUCAGUUUCAACUGGUAGAUUUGUGUUUUGUAAUCAAGAACAUAUUUUCAAAUUUAGAUUUUGUUAAUUUAAUUAGGGGAGUGUUUUUAUACCCAUGUUGAGGGAUAAUAAUGCUGUUUUAAGUAGAUACAAGAGUAGAGUGUGCUGUUCAUAGUAUGAUGAAUAUAUAAAUACAUUUUAGUUAUACUAAGUUUCCAUCAAAUUUCAUUAUUAGGGGAAACACAAAUGGACCAAUUUUCUGGUUUGAAUCAUUUAAAUAUACAUUAUUAGUUACAGAAUGUUUUGUUUUGUAAUAUUGUUGCACCCCCUCCCCC